Daldinia caldariorum is the source of this 636-nucleotide messenger RNA. Its product is annotated as B-cell receptor-associated 31-like protein. The coding region runs from base 1 to 636 and encodes 211 amino acids. Gene Ontology annotation, cellular component: endoplasmic reticulum membrane; endoplasmic reticulum. Gene Ontology annotation, biological process: endoplasmic reticulum to Golgi vesicle-mediated transport; intracellular protein transport. The record is from RefSeq and is a predicted model, not a curated record. The transcript is spliced from 4 exons. Lineage: Eukaryota; Fungi; Ascomycota; Sordariomycetes; Xylariales; Hypoxylaceae.
AUGACGCUCUAUUACUCGCUUGUCUUCGUGCUCCUUGUGGCAGAGAUGUCCCUCUUUAUGCUCCUCGUCGUCCCCAUGCCCUUUACCGUCCGACGGAAGAUGUUUACCUUCCUAUCCGAAAAUCCAGUCGUUGCAAAAUUACAGUAUUGGCUGAAAAUAACAUUCGUUUUCAUCUUGAUUCUCUUCCUCGACAGCGUCAACCGCGUCUACCGUGUGCAACUUGAACUCGCUGCUGCUACCGACACAAAUAAAGGCACUGCAGCGGUGAUGGGCCACGAGCGUCUGGAAGUGCAAGCGCGCAAAUUCUACAGCCAGCGGAAUAUGUACCUGUGUGGGUUUACGCUGUUCCUGUCGCUGAUCCUGAACCGAACGUACACGAUGAUCCUGGAGGUGCUCCGGCUCGAGGAGAAGCUCAAGCAGUACGAGGGCACCGACAAGAAGACCAAGGAGUCCGAGAAGCUCGCCGCCGCCGGCAAGCCCGCUGAGAUCGCCCACCUCCGCGCCGAGAUCGAGCGCAAAGACCGCGACAUCGAGACUCUCAAGAAGCAGGCCGAGGGCCUCUCCAAGGAGUACCACGACCUCUGCGAGAAGUACGGCGAGACCCAGCCCCCCGCUGGUACCCGCAAGGACAAAUAA